Molecule: messenger RNA, 225 nt
Organism: Laccaria bicolor S238N-H82
Lineage: Eukaryota; Fungi; Basidiomycota; Agaricomycetes; Agaricales; Hydnangiaceae
Exons: 3
Coding region: 1-225 (74 amino acids)
Source: RefSeq, a predicted model, not a curated record
AUGAGUAUUCCUGGCCUUUGGAAGCUCCUCUCAGGAAUCAGGAAAGACCAGUCACUUACUGAGCUUGCAGUCUGUGAGGGCUUUGAAAUCCAGCAACAUAGCUCUGGUGUGCUCAUUGUGGGGAUAGAUGCCAGUCCAUGGAUGUAUGCAGUGCAGGCUUCAAUGGACCAUGCUUGGCGAAAGGGAGCAUCUCGAGCUGCACUGGGGAAAAAUUCAGAGCUGUGA